Cylicocyclus nassatus is the source of this 1885-nucleotide messenger RNA. The record is from the annotation of a GenBank genome assembly. NCBI's taxonomy places the organism in Eukaryota, Metazoa, Nematoda, Chromadorea, Rhabditida, Strongylidae.
AUGUCUUCACCCGACGAUUAUAACAAAGAACAAUCUUGGUCCAAAUCCUCUUUUAUAUGGUUUAGACAUGGAUGCUGCGUCCCUACGACGUCGGUAUUAUGGAUGAUCGUUGUUCUUUUCAUAUUCACUAUUGCAACAUUACUAUGCUGUUGCUUUACUAUGCUUUUUAUAAGAUGGUUAUAUAAAAGACGUAUAAGAAAAAAGACAGAAGAUGUGCGAGAAAAAUACAGGAAGAAAGAUGAUCGACAAAAGGAAAACGAAUUGAGAUUAAAAGAAAUUGCUCUUCGGCCAAUUCAAAAGCGGGUUUUCCUCCCAUGUCCGGACCAUGAGCAUCAUGAUAACGAUACUCGCCUUCCUCCUAUGGAUAGUACCCAGCGAGGGGUGAUAUCGGAUCAGCGUGGAAGUCAGAAUCUAGCAGGAAUAGGAUCUGAUAAAAUGGAAGUGCCGCAAAGUCCUAAUUUAGCCUCACCUGGAAAAAGUUUAAAUCCUCCCAUGUUUACUGGCGCAACACCUCUUUCAAGCACUCAGCAACUACUUGCUCCAAAGAAGCCCUCGAGUCUUAAAGGAAGUAAGGAGGGAUCGGGCAGUGCCGAAAUAAGUAAAGAUCUCAUGCCACAUUUAUUCACUGGGAGGACACCGCUGUCAAGCUCACAACAAAUACUUGUACCUCCGCAAGCAGGUUCUGGAGCUAAUGCGCACGAAUUGGGUAGUGCGCAUGACAAACCUAUCCACAUUGGAGCAAGAGACGUGGCAGCCACAGUACACACUAUAGCGAAACACUCUGAAGUCAAAGAGGAACGUCCACCUGUAUCAGGAAUUGUGCUCACCUCAGACGGCAAAAAGGACAGCGCAAGCGACAUUAUUGGUCCGCAAUGCAGUAAAAGUGCAGAUCCUUCUAGUGUUCCCAUGAAAGGCUCUGCUAUCGAGUCGGAAACAACUACGGGCACUGAAAGAAAUUCUCCCAAGACAUCUGCGCAGAGAAGAAGAAGCAGUGAAGUUGGAGUGACAUCAUCGUCAUCUGAUCAACUCGCUGCGGAUGUAGCCAAAAAACGAGGAAAACAGGAGAGAAGAGUCAAACAGGAGAAGCAUAUUGUAAAACGUCAAGGAGCAGUUCAUAUUAUUGACGUGAGUCCAAAGAGGGUAUCCGAAAUGCGUCCAACCGCACCAUUCUUCCCAUACUGGACAGCUCAAAGGAGUAUUUCCAGAAAUGUGGAACAGAAUGCUACACCAUCUGGGCGAUUAGUGACAUCGAAGGUGACAACAUCCGAGGCUAGCUCAUGGGCGCCUAUCGGUGCGAGAAGUACGGAACCGACAAGAAGUUAUGCUAAAACAACCGAUACUGCCUCCAAAGAUGGCAAGAAAUCGCGUUCUUCUGAAUUCACCCCUCCACCUGUGCGUGAUGUAUAUCAGCUGCGUCGAGAACUGGAACGAAUGCAAGCCAAUCAGCUUGCUUUGGGAAUGCAGGACUUCCUUGAAGAAGAGGGCAAGCGGAAACGUCAACGUUCAAUCAGGUCAUUAUCUGUUCCAAAAGCGACCGAUGCUGACAUCAAAAUGCCUCCAAGCAACUUGAGAAACCGAUCCGCUUCCCAAUCAUCGUCCCAUUCUUCUCCGAAACGGUAUGCCCCGACGUCCAAACUUCCUCCACCGCGGUAUCCAAGCAUGUUUGCCGCCUUGCGAGCCGCUCUACAAGGGUCCUCAGGUCGCGCAAGGGUGGACGCACCGAUCGAAAAUUGCUGAACACUGCUAACUAAGAAUCAUUGAUGAUCUACCAAUGGACAACUUGAUCAAAUAUAAACUUUGCAGUGAUUAUUUCAUUACGUUUACUCGCACCCUUAUGUUUCGUGUAUUGUUGUAAUAGAAAUCACUUGAAUAAAUAAAAUUUUAA